AUGGCAUAUUCUCUUGAUUGCUUUUUUAUAAACGUUUCAGAUAUUCCAAUCAUUUACUUUAGAAUUAUUAGGAGUCUAAUCAUGACAUUUUCAUAUAUAACAGUGUUUUUCACUUUUGGUGGAAUAGUAAUAAUUUUUAACUUCAUAAAAUACAAGUUCUCAUAUAUUCCUACAGCUCUUAUUUAUGUGUUUAUCUUCUUGCAACCAAAUUUAAUUGGAAGCUUAAUCUCUUAAAUAUCUUAUAGAAAAAUUUCAGAUGAAUAUUGGAUUCAAGGAAAUGUGGCCUAUCGUUAUGAUACAGAUAUACAUGCUAAAUGGUUGUUAGGAUUUUGUAUUCCCUUAUCGUUAUUCUUUGGAACCAUAAUGCCUGCUUACUUGUGGUAUGGAGUAAGAAAAAAUUAACAUCGAUUAGUUAGUACUUAAGUAAGAUAAAUCUGGGGCUAUCUUUAUAAUGAAUAUAAAUUACAUAUUUUGUUAAAUUGAGUGA
Messenger RNA from Paramecium sonneborni, 487 nucleotides. The record is from the annotation of a GenBank genome assembly. NCBI's taxonomy places the organism in Eukaryota, Ciliophora, Oligohymenophorea, Peniculida, Parameciidae.